Equus caballus (horse) is the source of this 1896-nucleotide messenger RNA. Lineage: Eukaryota; Metazoa; Chordata; Mammalia; Perissodactyla; Equidae. The record is from RefSeq and is a predicted model, not a curated record.
AUGGGGGGGGGGGGGGACGGGGGAGGGGGCGGCGGGCGGAGCAACAGCUCCGGAGUCCUGGGGGGAGGGUCCUGGAGCCCAGGGGGGCCGUCGCCCGCAUCCCCCACCUCCCGCGGCGAGAGUGGGAGCGUGGCCCCCGCGAAAGCCGAGCCGAGCCUUCAGCGCGUCCGCGCAGGGGGCGGGGGCGAGGACCGGCUCCUGCUGCGCGGCCCUUCCCCUCUCACCUCCCCCUUCCCCCAAAACGGAGCGGGGCUGGCCCGGACCCGCCGACCCAGGAGGGCUGUCGCGCCGGCUCUGCAAGCCCCAGGCUCCUCGCGGCCGGGCGCAGAAGGACUAGGCGGAGGGCGGAAUCCGGCGCAGCGCCGCCGCCGUUCUGCCCCAACGCAGGCGGGCUUCUCCCGGGGAGCACGGCAUCCAGAGAUCGAGGGCCGGGGCUCAGAUGCAGCCGGCCAAGAGGGGCCCUCCCAAGAGCCGCUGCGCCCCGGGGGCGCUCCGGGGAGGCCCGCGGGAGCCGGGCUCAGGGCGCGCCAUGCACGCCUCGGGCCCUGCGCCGCUCCGGCCGCUCGCGCCGCUCCUCCCUUCUCGCCCGCUUGCAGCCGCCGCUGCCGGAGCGCCCUCCGCAUCCCCUCCUCCCGCCGCCUCCCCGCCCCCCACGCCGCUCCGGCCUCGGCUCACCGCCCCGCGCGGCCGCCUCCGCCCCCGGCCGGGCCGCGGCCCCCGCCUCGGCGCCCAGCCGGCAUCCUCAGGCCCGGCCCCGGGAGGCGCCCGGGGGCCGCGGGGGCCCCAGCUCCCCUUCCUCACCCAAAAUUCUCGCUGCGCCCCCUCCCUCCCUGGCGCCUGGAGCCGCGUCCAGCCCGCCGUCCCCUCGCUGGACCUGGGUGGCGUGCGGCCCUCCCCCGCCCCCUGCUUGGGUUCAAACGCCCCUAGUCCUAGCUCCCCUCUUUUGUAUCCCCCUUUAAUCCCCCUCCCCCCAUUCAUCCCAACUUCAGCCCCCGCGCUGCGCCCCCCUUCUCUGGCCGAGCUCGAUUGGCCGUUUUUUGAGCUGUCAGACUUGAGUCCAGCGCUCUUAUUGGGCGAUUCUCUGGCCCGGCGGCCGUGCCAAAGGAGGGCGCACAGGGCGGGGGGCGCCCAGGCAGCGACUGCCGCAGGGAGCCGGAGACCAGAGUCCCUGGAGGGGCCGGAGGGGCCCGAAAGGCAGGGCCGGAAAUGGACGGGGGAGAUGGAGAGACUGAGGAUCGCUGAGGCGCAUGAAGACAGGGACGGAAAAGAUGGAGAUGCAGUGGGUGAGGCCGAUGCAGCCAGGGCGGGGCGGACAGGAACGCUUUGGUGGGUAGUUACCAAGAAAGAGCCCCACAGACAGCACUAGGAACACCUGGCGUUUACGAAGAGCUCUUUGCCCGGUCGUACUUUUUUAAAAUCUCAUUUGAUUGCCCUCAGUAACCCUAGGAUGUGACAGAGGACAGGGCCUGUGUGAUUAUUCCCAGUUAUAGAUGCGGAAACUGAGACUCCGAGAGCUUGCUCAACUUGCCAUGGGUCACACAGGUCUCCUAACUUGCAACGGACAGAUCUUUCGUCAGUGCCAGGCUGCCUCCCCUACCUAGCAAGGUGUUAGCGGGGUGGAUGCGCACCAGAGCAAGGCGGAGCCCCCGCUGGAGUGGGGCAGAGAAUGACCGGAUACUCCUGUACGGCAACAGCAACAGAAGCAGGAGUGGAAAGAAGGACUUUACUCUCUCUGCAGAGCUUCUGACAAGGAGCCCAGAGGUCUGAGUGAGCUUUCCUUUCUCUCUCUCUGCUGGCCAUCUCUUUGCACAUUGGAAGAUAAACCUUGCCAGAGUUACAAAUUGGGAGGAGAAAAAUUCCAAGCGAUCUGAAUAAACUAACCCUUGAGUAAUCCAA